Molecule: messenger RNA, 4170 nt
Organism: Triplophysa rosa
Lineage: Eukaryota; Metazoa; Chordata; Actinopteri; Cypriniformes; Nemacheilidae
Gene: gpr68
Product: ovarian cancer G-protein coupled receptor 1
Exons: 2
Coding region: 381-1496 (371 amino acids)
Biological process (GO): G protein-coupled receptor signaling pathway; cellular response to pH
Cellular component (GO): membrane
Molecular function (GO): G protein-coupled receptor activity
Source: RefSeq, a predicted model, not a curated record
ACAUCAUUCGCGUUCCGAGUAAGCUCUCGCGUAGAUAACGCAAUAAAAUGCAAACGAUGCCGAAAACCCCUGUCGCACGAGGUCACUAGGAAGUGAGAAAGUCUGGGGAAAGCACUUGAGAGCGUUUCGCUCGGAGUAAUUUGCGUAUCACCAAAGAAAACUCUUUGACGCAAAUGGUACAUGAGCAUUCCUUGAUGAAUUUAUUGCGCGACUACGAUUGAAAUCUCGCAGACAGCGUGCGAUGUUACCCGAUUUAAGCAAAUAAAAUACACGAGAGACUCGGACGAGCUGUUGAACUUGUGGAGGAUACUAUAUGCGCUUCACACUUGUGUAAUGUCUUUCGUGAGGGGAACGAUGUCAGCCAGUUGAAGAUCCAGGGGAUGUUACUGGAAAGACCUCUUCUGAUUACGAACCCCGCUUCCAUCAUUGAGAAGCUCUGCGAACAUGAGGUCCGGAAGAUGAACAUGUCUGAAGAACAAAUAAACUGCACUAUUAGCCACGAGAUUCACCAGUAUCUGUUCUCGGGCGCAUACAUCUUAGUCUUGCUUGUGGGUUUACCAGCAAACGCUUACUCGCUGUACCACGCCUGGCUGCAGCUGAAAGCCCGCAACGAGCUGGGGGUCUACUUGCUGAACCUGACCGUAUCGGAUCUGCUGUACCUGGCGUCCUUGCCCCUUUGGCUGCAGUACAUUUUCCAGGGGGACAACUGGAGCGGCUCGGAGUGGCUCUGUCAACUAUGCGGCUUCCUGCUCUACGAGAACAUUUACGUCAGCAUCGGUUUCCUGUGCUGCAUCUCCAUAGACCGUUACCUGGCUGUGGUCUACCCCUUCCGUUUCUCGACUUUCCGAACGGUGCGAGCGGCGGCGCUGGUGAGCACUGCAGUAUGGCUCAAAGAGCUCGCCGUGGGUGUGGUGUUCUUCCGGCACAAGGAGCUGAGCAGGGACAAGCACAACCAAUCAGUGUGCUUCGAGCACUAUCCCAUGAAGACAUGGGAGUACCCCAUAAACUACUACCGAUUUUACGUAGGCUUCUUGUUUCCUUUAGGAAUCCUUUCCGUCUCGUACUUCCGAGUCCUCCGGGCGGUGGGAAAGAGCGCGGGCACGCAGACGGCCCAAAAAACCCGCAUCAAGUAUCUGGUGACCAGCACCAUCAUCAUCUUUCUGGUGUGUUUCUCGCCGUACCACGUCUUCCUGCUGGUGCGUACGCUUCUGGAGAGGGACUGCGCCUUCAUCGAGAACAUUUUCAACUAUUAUCACUUCUCUCUGUUGCUUACAAGCUUUAACUGCGUGGCAGACCCGGCACUGUACUGUUUCAUCAGCGAGAGCGCCCAAAAGGACAUCCAGAAGGUGCAAGACGCCUGCACUCGUAUCUUCUGCUGUUGCUCCAAAAGUCACGGAACAUUUAGCACGAACUCCACCGAACUGGCAGUGACUAACAACAACGGAACAGGCACCACUCUGGUGACGCUGUUGCAGCAGAUCAAAACCGAAGUUUGAACGGCUUCGCUUUGUUGUUUUUGUGCUUUUGUCUUUAAAAAGCGGACACCAGAGAAUUUAGGAGCACAAUGAAUACAAGUUUGUAAAUGUUCAGCGGCAUACCAGCAUUUAUUGGCUUAAAGCAUUUUUGAAUACCUUUCGCAGCCUAAAAUGAAAGGAAUGUUCUAAAAUGAAAUCACAUAUGUAAAGGUCUGGGUACAUCUAGUUGUGGAGUUUCAUUCUCAGGGAUCGCUACCUUGAUAAUCACCAGUGGUUGACAUUUGUGGUUUGAGGAACGGACGGCUAAAACCAUCACAUUGCAUUCCAAGUCCCUUUAGCUACAUCUGCAAAAGUAUAUUUGAGAAAUUAUUUUAAAGCUAUUUCUGAUUUGAAGGUUUUCCUUGUUCCAGUAACGCUCGCACAAGAGAGGAAAUAGUAUAAAGCAUCCAAAAUGCAUUCAAUCUCAUGUUGCUCCAAAGCCAUAUGCCUUUCUUCUGUGGAACAGUGUUAAAGCGUUUACCUAAAAAUAAAUAUUCAGUCACCAUUUACUGACCGUCUUGUCAUUUUCAACCUGUAUGUCUAUCUUUCUUCUUCAGAACACAAAAGAAGAUAUUUAGAAGAAUGUUGGUAACCGUUGGUAAUUCUUCGGUUACCAACAUUCUGCUUAAUAUCAUCUUUUGUGUUCGACAGAAGAAAGUCAUAUAGGUUUGAAGUGACGAGAGUUAGUAAAUGAUGACAGAAUAUUUUUAGGUGAACUAUGCCCUUAAGCAAAAGGAUCACGCGAAACAAAAAAACGGUGUAAUGUUAUUUGUUUGUUUGUUUCAAUGUUUACAUGGUUUAACAAACAAUUUUUGUGAGAGAUUUUAAAAGGGUGAUAUGACACGACUAAUACGAAUAUUAUCGUUUGUUUUAGAUGUAAUGCAAUGUGUAUACAUGAUUUAAGGUUCAAAAACGCUGUAUUUUCCACAUACCGUGCAUGUUUGUAUCUCCUUUUUGCCCCGCCUCUCUGAAACGUGCAGAUUUUUAACAAAGCUCAUCGCUCUGAAAAGCGAGGUGUCCUAUGAUUGGCCAGUUAACCAGUGCGUAGUGAUUGGUCAAAUACUGCAAGCGUGUGAUGGAAAUGAAACGCCUCUUACCAUAUUUGGAACAUCAGGUUCCAAAGCAAUUGUACUGACAGGUGCGCCCACCUUACUUGCGUAUACAUUUGGGCGGUCUUAGUCAAAUCAUACCACGAACUGACGUGGAUUUGUGGGGGUGUGGUUACACGAGGCGUUUCAACAGCAUUCGCUUUUAGAUAGAAUGCAUCUUUUGUUCCCCCACUUUCAUUUUUGCAAUUUUACGUGUCUAAUACAUGCAUGGGCAAUUUAGAACACAGAAAAACACGUCUUCGUGCCAUAUGACCCCUUUAAAGCUGCUCUGGAGAAGAAGAAAGUUACAUUUCUUGAAAGUAAAUUUAGGCUUUGGUCAAAAGCUGAUGGUGCUUUUCUGUCAUUUUUUAAGCUUGACAGCGUCCAGUCUCGUUAUCAUUGCAUAGAAAAGGAAAAGCUCAGUUUAAAUUCCACAGAAAAGAUAUUGAAAGGUUUGGCGCAACAUGUAGGUGUGUAAAUGGUUAUUGAGUUUUUAUUUUUGUGUGACCCACAGUGCUCUAGAACAUUUUUUUGGUGUGAGAAACUAUAAAGUGGGUGUAGGGUCAGUCAGCCCUAUUUAACCUGGACAGCAACCCACUGCGAUUUAAUAUCCUGGGAAAAUAUGUGAAGGACAGAGCAAUACUCGCCUCUAGAAAUCACAAACUUUCUGUUUGCUCAAAGCAAAAGGGUAAAUAAAGAUGAGUGUUUGGUGUAGUGUUUACAUUUCUUAGAGUGAAGUGACUGCAGCUACUUGUCAGUACCAGAUCUUGAACUAUAGAAACUGGUAAAAUAAGAAAUGCUCUCCGAUGCUUGUUUUCACCCAGUGUUUACCAACACAUCCUCAACAUGCAUGCAGUUUGUACAUUUACAGUGUGUACACAACUCAAGCUUGUAUUCUGAAUAUUUUACAAGAGUUCACAUAUUGACUGCAGGUCCUUUUUUAUUGGUUUCUUUGUAUUUUUUAAUCUGUGUUGUAACUUCGAAGAGGUUUUGUUCUGUGCAUUGGUGUAAAUCCAAAAGCACAGCUCUUCCUCACCGAACCUGUUGAUGAAAGUUGCCAUAGCUGCAUAUUCUGUGAGUAUUGCCAACAUGAUCAGUGUUAAGUGACAUUACCUUUAAAAGGAGCACAGUAUAUUACUGCAUUCCUAAUUAAUAAAAGUAACUCAUUUCCAUAUUCCAUAGCGUUGUUUUCGUGCAGUAGUUGUAGGUUUUGUUGCAUCUGGUAGUAAUUGCUUCUAUUGUUUGUUUAUCGUUUAGUCACUUUGGAUAAAAGCAUCUACUAAAUGUACUACGUACAUUUGGCUCGCAGGCUUCUGUGGAGUCUAAUUAUCUGAACGGUUUCAGAUUGAUUCAUGAAAAAUAAUGACGUUAUAAAAAUGCUGGGUUGGUUCAACCCACAGUUGGGUAAAAUACGGACCAAAGCUAUGACUUCACUUUUAGGGUUGAACCAAUGGCUUUGUCCAUAUUUUACCCAACCAUAGGCUAAAAAUUGAAACUGCAGCAUUUUUAGAGGUGUAGGUUAUGUAAAAUUGACCCAGCAGCACUUUUUCUGACUACUUUGGUUCUGA